Messenger RNA from Saccostrea echinata, 2871 nucleotides. RefSeq names its product RING finger and CHY zinc finger domain-containing protein 1-like. Gene Ontology annotation, cellular component: nucleus. The transcript is spliced from 8 exons. Gene Ontology annotation, molecular function: zinc ion binding; ubiquitin protein ligase activity. Gene Ontology annotation, biological process: protein ubiquitination; ubiquitin-dependent protein catabolic process. The record is from RefSeq and is a predicted model, not a curated record. NCBI's taxonomy places the organism in Eukaryota, Metazoa, Mollusca, Bivalvia, Ostreida, Ostreidae. The coding region runs from base 92 to 1015 and encodes 307 amino acids.
CUCAAUCCCGUCGUGGAAUUUUCCUUAAAAAUUUCCUGAAUUUUCAUUAACUUUUUGUAUAGUCAGGUACAGUGUAUGUUGCUGCACAGUUAUGGCAGAAGAAAAGAAAUAUGGAUGUGAACACUACAAAAGAAAGUGUGCACUGAUCGCUCCUUGCUGCAAGAAAACAUAUAUCUGUCGUGUCUGUCAUGACGAGAAAGAGAACCAUGAACUUAUUAGAAAGAAUGUUGUGCAGGUGCACUGCCUCGCUUGUAACAAUGUCCAACAGGUCCAGAGUUUAUGUGAGGAGUGUGGUAUAAAAUUUGGUAAUUAUUUUUGUGGAAUCUGUAGACUUUUUGAUGACGAAGACAAACAGCAGUUUCAUUGUGAUGGAUGUGGCCUUUGCAGGAUUGGGGGUCGGGAGAACUUUUACCACUGUGAUGUUUGUGAUGUCUGUCUGGCAGUCUCCAUGAAAGAUAACCACAAGUGUAUAGAGAAGUCUUCCCAUUCAAACUGUCCCGUGUGUUUAGAAGACCUGCAUACAUCUAGAAUAGCAGCUCACAUCCCACCCUGUGGUCACCUUAUUCAUUACAAAUGUUUUAAAGACAUGCUGAAAACUGGUAACUACGCGUGUCCUAUAUGUGGCCAGUCUAUGCUAGAUAUGAGCGACGUGUGGCAAAAUGUUGACGAAGAGGUUUCCCAGUGUCCAAUGCCAGAGGAAUACCAAAAUUAUUACGUACAGAUCCUGUGUAAAGAUUGUCAUGAGGAGAGUCGAGUCUUAUUUCAUGUAUUGGGACUAAAGUGCCAACAUUGUGGUUCCUACAACACUUGUCGUACCCAAGAACCUGAGGGUGCAGAAGAGAUGGCGUGUCCCUCCCAGUCCUCGGGGUCUGGUACUUCACAAGAAACCGAAACUACAGCGGAGGCUUCUUCUAAUGAAACGACUGAGAGUGACCCUACAAACUCAAAUAGCACUACAGAUGUCUCAAACUUAACAGCACAGGUUAACAAUUUAGAUACCUCUGGGGGCACCUGAAGGGGAGAUUUCUAGUAACUCUGCCAGCAGUGCAACAAUUUAAGGUGACAUUUUAUGUAGCAGAAUGAGAUAUGCAAUGUGAACAUAUUCAUAUUGGCUACUCAAAAGAAGUUGUAUAUUGUUAGUUAGAUAAAUUAUGCAACAUUUUUAUGCCCCGCCAUGAAUAUGGCCGGGGCAUAUAGUGUUUGUCAUGUUCGUCUUCGGUCCAUCCGUCUUUCCGUUUGUCCUUCCAUCACACUUUGCAUUUAGCUCUGUUCAAAGCUCAGUUUCUCAGAAAUUAUACAAGAUAUUUUUUAUCAAAUUUCAUAUGCUGAUAGAUAUUAAAGAGAGCUAUGCAACUGCAUCAAUAUUUUUUGACCUUGACCUUUCCUUUGACCUUGACCUCACUUUUCUUAAAUUAGUGUUUAGCUCAGUUUUAAAGAAACCAUUCAAUAUAGUGUUAUCAAACUUCAUAUGCUGAUACAUACUGAUGAGAGCUCUUCAACAGCAUCAACAUUUUUUGACCUUGACCUUUCCUUUGACCUUGACCUCACUUUUCUUUAAUUAGUGUCAAACGUCAUAUGCUGAUACAUACUGAUAUAAGCUAUUCAACUGCAUCAAUAUUUUGACCAUGACCUUUCCUUUGACCUUGACCUCACUUUUCUCAAUUUGUGUUUAAUUCAGUUUUAAAGAAACCAUUCAUAAUAUUUUUAUCAAACUUCACAUGAUAAUACAUUCUGAUGUAACCUUUUCAACUGCAUCUACAUUUUUUGACCUUGACCUUUCCUUUUACCUUAACUUCAUUUAUUUUAAAUUAAUGUUUAGCUCAGUUUUAAAUAAACCAUUCAAAAUAUUUUUAUCAAACUUAAUAUGCUGAUAUGCAUUUGUGAGAACUAUUCAACUGCAUCAAAAACAUUUGACCUUGAAGUUUUAUGUGACCUUGACCUCACUUUUCUUAAAUUUGCAUUUGCUUAAUUUUAAAGAAACCAUUUAAGAUAUAUUUAUGUAAGCUUAUGCACUUAUACAUAAUUUGGUGAGAAUUUAUCAUCUGUAUCCAACUUUUUUGAUUUCAAUGUUAAAGAAACUAUUCAAGAUAUUCUCAUCAAAUUUCAUACACUAAUACAAAUUUUCAUGUUGCAUUACUAAUAUACCCUUGGUGGGGCAUUCAUGUCCUAUGGACAUAUUUCUAGUUAUAUAUAAAAGAAAUAAAAUUAAAAUUUCUUCAGAACAUUUUACUCUACUGGUAACAAAAAAACUUGAUUGUACGUACUCCGACACACAGCACACACAUGCACAAUGUACCAGUAUGUCCAUUGUAUAUUUCUUUAACAGGAUUCAGUGCAAGUUUUAUCUACCAUUAGAACAUUUUACAUGUAUGUUGUCCAGAAUGUUUUAGAUGAGAAUUUUUUUUUUAUACAUACGGACAUUUUCUGGAUAUUUAAUGCAUAGAUAUCAGAUAAUGUUACAUAUACAUGUACACUAUACGGUAGCAUACAUAAACUUCUCAGUAUUAAUGAACAUUAAGGAAUUCACUUCAAUCAUGUAAUUAAUUAUCCAUUUUUAAAAUGUAAACUUUGAGUUUGUUAUGUGAUGCCAUAUACUCUCUAUGUGAAUCUCGGAGAAGACAGAUGAUUGGCAUUAUAUUACGAUAUUUGUAUUCUUUAUUAAUUUGUAUGUGAAUACUUAUCAUUGUAAAACAAGUGUGUUCUGUUUGAAACCAGAUUUUUUUUUUUCUCUGUUAGUGUGGUAUAUAUAAUGUGGUCACUUCUACCUCUUGUUACUGGAGUUAGACACGAGUUAAUCAGACUGGACUGAAUUAAUAAAAAAAACUUUUGAAUGUAUGUAGAAUAUAAUUAAAAAUAUUAUGGAAACAAUAA